Molecule: messenger RNA, 2290 nt
Organism: Corythoichthys intestinalis (scribbled pipefish)
Lineage: Eukaryota; Metazoa; Chordata; Actinopteri; Syngnathiformes; Syngnathidae
Exons: 2
Coding region: 208-1914 (568 amino acids)
Biological process (GO): DNA integration
Molecular function (GO): nucleic acid binding
Source: RefSeq, a predicted model, not a curated record
UUUGCUACGGUUGCUGAACCACUACGUGCAGUGCUCAGAGACUCUAGUGAUGUAAACUUCAGGUGGUCAAGUCAAGCUGACACAAGUUUUGCUGCACUUAAAAGCUUGAUCGUGAAUAGCCCUGCUUUGGCUCUUUAUGACCCUGAGUUGCCUACUUAUGUCACUACUGAUGCUUCUGAUUACGGACUGGGAGCAGUACUGACACAAAUGCACGUUGAUCAGACUGAGAGAGUUGUAGCUUUUGCCUCCAUGACUCUCUCCCCAGCUGAACGGAAAUACUCUACUGUGGAACGUGAAGCUCUUGCCUGCGUGUGGGCUGUGGAAAAAUGGAGAACUUACCUCUGGGGACGUCGUUUUGUGUUGCGCACGGAUCAUCAGGCACUUACGACACUACUCACCUCCAAGGGUUCUAGCCGUGCUGGAUUGAGAAUCGCUAGGUGGUCAGCACGCCUGCUCUGCUUCACUUAUGAUGUUACAUAUCGCCCAGGCUAUAUGAAUGUGAAUGCAGAUUGCCUUUCUAGGUUGCCACUGGCUGAUACAAAUGAGGACACUGAUGAACCAGACAUGAUUGCUGCUAUAUUCAGAGAAUCACUGUGUGCUAUUUCCCUUACAGAAUUUUCAGUUGCGUCUGAAAAUUGUCCUGAGUUGAUAUUAUUACGGCGGCAGAUUCAAGAAGGUUGGCCUAAAACAAAAAAAGACCUGCCACAGUAUGUUGCACCUUAUUUUCAGUUACGGGAUGAACUAUCAGUGCACGAUUCACUUGUCCUGAGAGGCAGUGACCGUCUAAUUGUUCCAAUUUCACUCAGGGCUAGAGUAGUUGAUUUAGCGCAUGAGGGACAUCAAGGCAUUGUCCGUACUAAACAGAGGUUACGUCAGCUUUACUGGUGGCCACAACUAGACGACCUAGUUCAUUCUGUCAUUUCAUCUUGGAUUAACUGUCAAUUCAGUGAUAAAGUUGCUAUUACUGCACAUGCACCACUUACACCUGUUGAACUUCCAAGUAAACCAUGGGAGAAAGUAGGUGUUGACAUUACUGGCCCAUUUGAGAAUGCUACUUGGGAUUGUCGUUAUGCCAUUGUACUUACAGAUUAUUACAGUAAAUGGCCUGAGGUUGCAUUCUCCUCUACUGUUACUACAGAAGUUGUGGUUCGCUUUUUAGCCACUGUGUUCAGUAGGGAAGGAAAUCCGAAUUUCCUUGUCUCUGAUAAUGGUGCUCAGUUCACAUCCCAUGCAUUUGCAAAUUUUCUAAAAGAGAGAGAGAUAAAACACCUGAGAUCUAGUGUGUACUAUCCUAAAGCAAAUGGAGCUGUUGAAAGAUUUAACAGAGUGCUAAAGGAGUGCAUACAGACAACUGAAAGAAACCGUAGACCAUGGAAGGAAGCUGUUACAGAGUUCUUACACAAUUAUAGAGCUACUCCUCAUGCGACUACUGGUGUUACUCCAUUUGAGUUACUCCGUAACAGGAAAAUGCGCACCAAACUAAACAUUCUUCCAACUGUUAACAAAAACAGAAUCCAUGAACAGGUGAAAGAAACGGUGAAAAGAAAACAAAACAAAAUGAAAGAAUACACUGACAAAAGAAUCCGAGCAACACAACCUUCAUUUAAAGUGAAUGAUACUGUUCGUGUCCGCAGACCAGAACAUGUAUCCAAAGGAUCGUCAAAGUUCACAGAACCGUUGACCGUAAUGAGAAAAGUAGGACAGAACACCUAUCUUUUGAGUGAUGGACGUAAGUGGAAUGUUUCAAAACUCGCACACUUUCCAAAACAAGCUGUAAACGUUGCCACUGAAAAUCAUGACGCCGUAUUUGAUUCUCUUGCAUUGCCUGAAAACCCUAAUGUACCUGAUCCUGUUCCUAGACGCAGCCAGAGAUCUAGAAACACACCAAGAUGGUUGACAGGUUUUGUAAGAUAGAGGGAAAAUACAUCAUUGUUACUGUUCUAAAGGUAAAAUAAGAAGUUAAAAUGACAGAUGUUUAAAAUGAGGUUACACAAGUGUUAUUAACCAUUUCAAAUGUCAUUGUGUAAUACAGGUUGAAAAAUUUGUUAUUGUACUAAUUCAAAUGUUAGUUUGUACAAAGUUUGUUGUAUGAUACAAAAAUGUAAGUAAUUGCUUCAGAGAAAGGGAAAAUGUUGUGUUGUGAAAUGAAGUGAACGCUAGGGGGUGCACUUGGAUAUUGCAAUGAAGGGCAUCCUAAAAUGUUGUGUAAAAGAAAAAGAACAAAGAGAUUAAAGAGGGAUUGAAGCCACUACACGUCUGUUGCUUGCUUUGUUACUUGCCUUGCUACAAU